UGACAGGAUCAUUAAAAGGUUAUGAUCCUUUAUUGAAUCUAGUACUUGAUGAUACCGAAGAGCAGUUGAGAGGGCGAUGGAUCGUAGAAAUGCUUCUUAAGCGUGACGAAAAAAAUGUAUCCGUUUUUGAUAUUUCACAACGAUAUUUUGAUGAAGAGGUUACACAUUAUAUUGGUGACCUUAGUAAUUAUAAUGAAAUUGAUGACGCCAUUCGAAAAAGCCAUGCUACAAGCGUGAUUCACACAGCAUCUCCGCAUUAUGGUGGAGCCUCUGAAGAAUUAUUUUGGAAGGUUAACGUUGAUGGAACAAAAAAUGUUGUUGAUUCAUGUGUUGCUAAUGGUGUCAAGAAAUUGGUGUAUACUAGUAGUUCGAGUGUGAUUUACGACGGGAUUAACGAAAUGGUUAAUGGGGAUGAGACCACGCCUUUUCCCGAAAAACAUAUGGAUGUCUAUACCGAAACGAAGGCAAAAGGUGAAAGGAUCGUACUCGAUGCUAACGGAACUAACGGUCUUCUUACAUGUGCCAUUCGUCCAUAUGGUAUUUUUGGUCCAAAUGACCGGCAGUUACUUCCGUCUGCAAUUAAAGUUAUGCAACAAGGUCAAUCAAAAUUUCAAAUCGGCGAUAAUUCCAAUUUGGUUGACUGGACCUAUGUUGAAAAUGUUGCACACGCACAUUUAUUGGCUUCUGAUAAAUUAUUUGAAGGAAGCCCGGUUGCAGGAGAGUUUCCAAGAUCAGCAGGUUUUAUCAUUGCAUCGUUAGCUGAAUUAGCAUCUUAUUUUUCUGGAAAAGAAGCUGGAUUUACAAGAUAUAGAGUAAGAUUUAGUUGUGGUAAUAGAUAUUAUAACAUUGAAAAGGCAAAAAGAUUGUUAGGGUAUGAACCUUUAGUUGAUUUAGAAGAAG
Molecule: messenger RNA, 900 nt
Organism: Racocetra fulgida
Lineage: Eukaryota; Fungi; Glomeromycota; Glomeromycetes; Diversisporales; Gigasporaceae
Source: the annotation of a GenBank genome assembly